Messenger RNA from Ochotona curzoniae (black-lipped pika), 2411 nucleotides. It is a transcript of the gene LYPLA1, whose product is annotated as lysophospholipase 1. The transcript has 9 exons. Lineage: Eukaryota; Metazoa; Chordata; Mammalia; Lagomorpha; Ochotonidae. Gene Ontology annotation, biological process: protein depalmitoylation. The record is from RefSeq and is a predicted model, not a curated record. Bases 90 to 782 code for a protein of 230 amino acids. Gene Ontology annotation, molecular function: palmitoyl-(protein) hydrolase activity; carboxylic ester hydrolase activity. Gene Ontology annotation, cellular component: cytoplasm.
GGCCGGGACUCGCUGCUCGCACGCCCUUGGGCCCAGGCCGGGCGCGCUUUCUCCCUUCCGCUUCCUACGCGCUGUCCGCCAGCCGGUGUAUGUGUGGUAAUACCAUGUCUGCUCCGCUACCCGCCAUCGUGCCCGCCGCCCGGAAGGCCACCGCCGCGGUAAUUUUCCUUCAUGGAUUGGGAGAUACUGGGCAUGGAUGGGCAGAAGCCUUUGCAGGUAUCAGAAGCUCUCAUAUCAAAUAUAUCUGCCCGCACGCACCAGUUAUGCCUGUUACAUUAAAUAUGAACAUGGCCAUGCCAUCUUGGUUUGAUAUUAUAGGACUUUCGCCAGAUGCACAGGAGGAUGAACCUGGAAUUAAACAAGCAGCAGAAAAUGUAAAGGCUUUGAUAGAUCAAGAGGUGAAGAAUGGCAUUCCUUCUAACAGAAUUAUUUUGGGAGGAUUUUCUCAGGGAGGAGCUUUAUCUUUAUAUACUGCUCUUACCACACAGCAGAAACUGGCAGGUGUAACCGCACUCAGUUGCUGGCUUCCACUUCGGGUUUCGUUUCCACAGGGUCCUAUCAAUGGUGCCAACAGGGAUAUUUCUAUUCUCCAGUGCCAUGGAGAUUGUGACCCUUUAGUUCCGUUAAUGUUUGGUUCUCUUACUGCGGAAAAACUAAAAACAUUAGUAAACCCGGCCAAUGUGACCUUCAAGACCUAUGAAGGGAUGAUGCAUAGUUCAUGUCAGCAGGAGAUGAUGGAUGUCAAGCAAUUCAUUGAUAAACUCCUACCUCCAAUUGAUUGACGUCAUUAAGAGGCCUUGCGUGAAAAUACACCAGCAUCAUUGUAGUAGAGUAUAAACCUUUUCCUGCACCUGGUCUUGAAACUUCUAAUGUUUGCAGUGUUAAAAUGUUUUGCAAUCAUAUGCCAAUGACACUGACUAAAAGAUGUCUCCUCUUAGGAAAUUUAUAUUUCAGUUUAUAUGUGUAUUUGUAAAAUAUGAACCACAAUAUACUGGUAUUAACUUAGGUGAAGCAGCUAGCUUCCUUUUCUUAACUAUGAUUUAGCAAAAUUAUAAAAUACUGUAGUCAGAUUUUUUUAUUUCAUGAUUUGGAAAUUAAUAGGUUAAGGAACUUUUGUUCAGGAAUAAAUGAGCGGUUAAGAUAUAAAAGAUUUUUGCAUGCUGUGACUUUGAUUGGAUUUAUUCCAAAAUUGCUUAGUCACCAUGCACUAUCUGUAUUUUUAUAUGUGUACUCAUACAUGUAAUGAUUGUAAUACAUAAUAAUAAGGAGAAGGUAUUACAUUAUUCCUAACAAUAGGGAUAAUGCUUCUAAGUGUCAACAAAGAGUAAUAUUUCUCUCUUCAAAAAUUAGCCCUUUUAUUUUGGGGACCAGCCUUUUCCUUAAUGUCAUUUCUGUUUAAUAUUAUUUUCUUCUCUCAAGAAAAAAAUCAACAUUCUUGCUUGAUUGUCUUUCAUAGCAGUCCAAAUAUUGCUUUCCUGUCAUAGACAGCCACUGUCAAUAAUGCUGUAAUUUGACAUUUGAGUCACAGACCUAUGAUAUUUGAAAUCUACAGUGUAAAAAAAAAAAAGUAAAAUUUCUGUGUAACUUAUUUCAAUUAACUGUACCUUAGUCUAAACUUAGACCUGUUUAGUGAUUAGAAUCUUCAACCCAGAUAACAAAUCAUCAUGUGCUUUUAUUUUCUGUAUGCAACUGAAAGAGUAAUUAAAUUUUAUUCUAGUAUGUUCUAAAAUAGUAAAACAAGUCUAAAAACUAAUUUCUGAAAUUAUUUAGUUUCCUGAUAGCAUAGUUUGUUUUCUGUGCACUAUUGCUACUUUAGGAAAUAAGCGAUCUAUUAGGAAAAUGUUUUUAUGUGUCAGUGAUUUUAAGUUUCAUUUAUUCAAGUGAUUUUAAUUAUUAGUUUUUUGUGCUGACAUUAAAGUGGUAAUCAUUUGAUUUUAAAUAGUCAAAAAUCCCAGAUCACUAACGAAAAUUAUUGAAAACAAAUUUGUGGGUAAGAAAUGCUAAUCAGAUCCAUGCUCUGUGGUAUAAUUACCACACAGUUAAUAUAUAGCAGAAAUGGAUGCUUGGUAUUUCUGAGCUGUAUUCUCUUUUUUAAUUAUUAUUCCAAUUGACCAAACAAUGUUAAGACUGCAUCUUCAUAAAUAGGUGCUAAUUGGUAAUGAAAAUAAUAAGUAAUAGAUUAUACAGGAUGUUAAUUAAGCCAUAUGUUUAUGUCUGGAUUAAAAAUUUUUAAACAAUCAUUUACUAAGUCAUUUUGCUUUACCUUGGAGAACAUGAACUAUUGUUUCGGUUCUAUCAAUCAGCAAGAUGUUAUUUAUGGAAAGAAAUGUUUCAUUAAAAUGAUGUGUUGUAAUGUAGAAAAAUUUCCACAGUUUCUAUCAAUAUGAAAUAAAACUUAAUUCUGUCUUUGA